Strongylocentrotus purpuratus (purple sea urchin) is the source of this 654-nucleotide messenger RNA. RefSeq names its product contactin-associated protein 1-like. The transcript has 5 exons. The record is from RefSeq and is a predicted model, not a curated record. The coding region runs from base 1 to 654 and encodes 217 amino acids. Lineage: Eukaryota; Metazoa; Echinodermata; Echinoidea; Camarodonta; Strongylocentrotidae.
AUGGUUCAUUCGUAUUCAACAAGGCAGUCAUCGAAUGUACAUGUGGUCAACCCUCACACUACAUUAGCCCAGAAAUCAAUCAGACACAGAGCUGGUGGAUCUGAACAUUGUGGUGUAUUACGAUUGAGUUCAGACGGCACAUGGUAUGAUGCAAGCUGCUCGUCAACAUACGGCUACAUCUGUAAAUACCCGCUAAACACCAUUUCCUGUGCUGAAUGGAAGCGUAAAGGCUAUACAUCUAAUGGAUACUACACAAUAGAUCCUGAUGGGAGAAAUAAUGGAGUCGAUCCAUACAAAGUAUACUGUGAUAUGACUACGGAUGCUAGCACAGGUAUUACGACGUUCGAGCACCAGGAGGCGAAUCGAUCUUUAGUAGCAGGUGCACAAGUGGCUUUUAGUUUCAUCCGAAACAUUACCUAUGGUGACAAGUCGGUUGAUCAAGUGGCUACCGGUGCCGAUAUCAGCGGGGAGUGCUACCAAUAUAUCAAGUACGAAUGCCAUCAUUCCCAAAUGACUGGCUCUACUGCUUGGUAUGACAGAGACGGAAAACAAAAGAACUACUGGGGUGGAGCCACGGUAGACAGCGGACAGUGCGCUUGUGGAAUCUCAGGUAUGAUUGUAGGUCAUCUUAGAGGGCAUCCUUGGCUUACAUGA